UGCGCUCGAGCCUCCGCGGUGUAUUGUUAUGAUGUUGAUGGUUCCAGCGCUGAUAGUUACUACUUCUUGGUGACAGAAAAGUCCAUCAUCAUGACUAGUUAGGCAGCAGUGGUUGAAAAUGCUGUUUCAGUGUUAAAAUAUGCUGACGCUUAAGUGAAUCCAGAAGCUAAAUAAUGAAGCGCCAAACACCAUCAUGCACACCACCAUAACUCUGGCAUUUGUUAUUGUGUUGCCGUUAUCAUUUUGUACUGGGUACCCAGAGCUCCUGUUCGCCAACCGCAAGGAUAUUCGCAUAAUAGAGGUGGGGAAUGAGAAGCAGUCACGGCAAGUAAUUGUAAAGGAUGUGACAGAUGCAGCGUCAGUUGAUUAUUAUUAUAAAGGACAGCUUGUAUGCUGGACCGACAUCGACAAUGAGCUUAUCAAAUGUGUGGAAAUCAAUAAAACAGGUGGUGGAGCUAAGGAUCAUAGAGAGGUGAUAAAGAUUACAAGAGGUAUCAUCUCUCCUGAUGGACUGGCCGUAGAUUGGCUUGGGGAGAAACUCUACUGGACCGAUUCAGAUACUAACAAAAUUGAAGUGGCUGAACUUUACAGCAAGCUACGUAGAGUUCUCUUUUGGGAAGAUCUGGAUCAGCCAAGAGCCAUAGCCUUAGUUCCUUCAGAGGGGUUGAUGUUUUGGACAGACUGGGGUGAAAAUCCAAAAAUCGAGAGGGCUGGAAUGAAUGGUGAUCCUACCACAAGAUGGGUUAUUGUUUCAAAAGAAAUAUACUGGCCAAAUGGGUUGACUGUUGAUUAUGGUCAACAGGUUAUUUAUUGGGCUGAUGCCAGGCUCUCUUACAUUGCCUCUGUAGACUUUGAAGGAAACAGCAGAACCCUGGUAGUGCAGGGAAAGUUACCACAUCCUUUUGCUCUAACUUAUUUUAAUCAUACACUUUAUUGGACUGAUUGGGAAACCAGAGCAAUCCACUAUUGCAAUGUUGGAGACAAGAGGCUUUGUGAGGAACAAAAGCAGUUGGGGACAAAUUUGUCUCCUAUGUAUAUACAUGUGUACGAUCAAGCUCGUCAGCCAUAUAAGAAAACACCCUGUCAAGAAAAGAACGGUGGUUGCAGUCAUCUUUGUUUAGCAGCUCCAGCACCUAAUGAGUUCACCUGUGCAUGUCCAACUGGAGUCAAGUUGAUUGACAAUUUUACCUGCUCUGAUGGUCCGGAAGAAAUGUUGAUAUUAGCUCGACGGACAGACCUACGUCGCAUUUCUUUAGAUACUCCGGAUCACACUGCUGUGGUAAUGCCAGUAUCAGGGGUGAAACAUGCCAUUGCAGUAGAUUAUGAUCCCAUUGAUGGUUUUGUUUACUGGACUGAUGAUGAGGCUCUUUGCAUUCAACGGGCAAAACUGGAUGGUUCCGAGCAACAAAUAGUAGUUUCCGCUGAAGUAUUUCACCCGGAUGGGGUAGCUGUGGAUUGGAUUGCCAGAAAUCUGUAUUGGACUGAUACUGGACCUGAUCGGAUUGAAGUAGCAAGGCUUAAUGGUACUUCUCGUAAGAUCAUCAUUGCUGAAAACUUAGAUGAACCCCGAGCUAUAACUGUUGAUCCUGAUGGUGGACUGAUGUUCUGGACUGACUGGGGUAAAAAGCCUAAGAUUGAAAGAGCUGCGUUAGAUGGUUCUCUUCGUAGGGUUAUAAUUGACUCUGGACUUGUGUGGCCCAAUGGUGUUGCCAUUGACUUUGCCCUAAGAAAGAUCUAUUGGUGUGAUGCCAAAACAGACAAAAUUGAAAUGGCAUCUUUAGAUGGCUCUGAGAGACGAGUGGUAGUGGGCGAUCAUCUGCCUCAUGUCUUUGGCUUUUCACUUUUGGGUGACUCUCUCUACUGGACUGACUGGCAGCGCCGUAGCAUUGAAAGGGUUAACAAAUUGACUGGUGGUCAGCGUGAAGUGAUAAUUGAGCAUCUUCCAGAUCUUAUGGGUUUAAAAGCUGUGAAUGUCAGUAAAAAGGAUGGUUCCAAUCCAUGUGGGAAGGAUAAUGGAGGAUGUUCACAUCUCUGUCUUAACAGACCCACCAACUAUACAUGUGGAUGUCCAAUAGGAUAUGAACUUACACAAGAUGAGAAACAAUGUGUGGUUCCAGAGGCAUUUCUCCUGUACACUCGCAAAGAAGAUAUUCGCCGCAUUUCUCUCCUGACAAGCCAUAAUGUUCCCAUUCCUGUAACAGGCAUUCAAGAAGCAAUGUCCAUAGAUUUUGAUAGCAUUGACAAUCGACUGUAUUGGACUGACAUAAGUGUGAAGUCCAUAUCCCGGGCCUUCAUGAAUGGGUCCCAGCUAGAACCGGUGAUUGAGUUCGGUCUUGAGUAUCCUGAAGGAAUGGCUGUAGACUGGCUCGCUCGCAACAUUUAUUGGACUGACAUGGGAAACAACAGAAUAGAAGUGGCUCGUUUGGAUGGUACCUCUCGACGGGUGCUUCUUUGGCAGAAUAUUGCAAGCCCUCGUUCUAUAGCUCUUGAUCCUGGACAAGGUUUUAUGUACUGGUCAGAGUGGGGCGAGGAACCAAGAAUAUCAAGAGCCCAUCUGGAUGCAUCACAGCCUUUAACUAUUGUUACUGACAUGGGACGUGCCAAUGGACUUACCAUUGACUUCAAGGAUAGCAGACUCUUUUGGACGGACAUUGAUAAAAUGUUGAUUGAGAGCAGUGACUUAGAUGGUCACAAUAGACAGGUUAUUGUAAGUAAUCUACCUCAGCCAUAUGGUUUGACUCUAUAUGAAGAUUAUGUAUACUGGGCUGACUGGAAGACAGGCACCAUUGAGAGGGCUAUCAAAUCCAAUGGAGAAAACAAAACCAGAAUACAGGGGCAGUUACAUUAUAUUAUGGACAUCCUUAUAUAUCAUUCAUCACGCCAAUCUGGGAAGAAUCCAUGUAUUAUAAACAAUGGGGGCUGCUCUCAUCUUUGUUUGGCAGUCCCAUCAUCUACUGGUUCACAGAAUCACACUUGCUCUUGUCCUACACACUACAAGCUUGAAAGUGAUGGAAAGACUUGUACAGCACCAAGAUCAUUUCUGUUAUUCAGUCAAAAGACAGUUGUAAGUAGGCUGGUUGAAGAUCUUAGUGAGGCUCCAACUCUCAUCCUUCCCAUUCAUAAUAUGCGUAACGUAAGGGCCAUUGACUAUGACCCAGUUGACGAAUUUGUUUACUGGAUUGAUGGACGGGGAAAUACUCUUCGUCGAGCUCAUCACAAUGGAAGUCAUUUGCAAACUUUCGUCAAUAACCCCAUGGAAAAAAUCUAUCCAUACAGCAUAGCUGUUGAACCUUUCACUAGGGUUCUUAUCUGGUCAUGUGCUAUUAAUAAUGUGAUCAAUAUUACCAGACUCGACGGAACUCAGGUUGGUGGAAUCAUUGGGCAUGAGGAAGAAAAUCAGCCCCGCCAUCUAGCUGUUCAUCCAGUGAAGGGAAUCUUGUUUUUUGUGAACAUGGUAUCCCCUCCAGUAAUAGAACAAGCAGAUUUAGAUGGCCUUCACAGACGAAAGAUCAUUACUGAAGGUCUUCAGACGCCUUCUGCUCUUGCUCUUGAUGUUAGUGAAGAUUUGCUUUUUUGGGCAGACACAGGAACCAAGGUGAUAGAAACCUCAACCAUUGAUGGCGAAGACAGGAAGAUAUUUGUUGAUCAGCAUAUUGGACAGCCUGUGGGAUUAGCUGUCCAUGGGAACUAUCUGUACUGGGUGGAUAAGGAAUUAUCUUCAGUAGAAAGAGUAAAUAAAUAUUCUGGGCAAGAAAGAGAAAAGGUUCAAGGAAGAAUCUCUCAUCUCUCAGACAUCAUUGCAGUAACACCAAAUUUAUUGCAGAGAAUGCGAGUACAUCCUUGCCACAAUGGAAGUGAAUGUAGCCACUUGUGCCUUGAAAGGGACCAACAUCAGCAGUGUGCAUGCCCAGAAGGAAAGUCUUUAGCAGAUGACUUAAAGACUUGUAUCAACCCACCCAGUUGUCAGCCCAAGGAAUUCAGAUGUCACUCGGGUUCUGUUGAUUGCAUUCCACUGAAGUGGAGGUGUGAUGGCCAGUCAGAAUGUGAAGAUAAAAGUGAUGAAUGGAAAUGUGGUCACGAAAUGUGCCUCCCUUCACAAUUCCGUUGUUCCAGUGGUCAGUGCAUAGAUAAACCUAUGAUAUGUGAUGGUAAAAGACAGUGUGAUGAUGGGAGUGAUGAAGUUGGCUGUUGUGAAAGAGGAGAGGUUUUGUGCAUGUCAACUGGUCGUUGUGUUGAGACAGCUAUCUACUGUGCCAGAGGCGGUUUAUGCCCUGAUCAUCCCAAUGAUGCAACUUGUUCCACACUUGUUACUCCAACACCAGAUGAUCCAGGUAGCAAAGCUCCAUACAUAGUGGGUGUGGUUGCCUCAGUUGUUGUUUUGAUAUGUGUAGCUGCAUUAGUAGUGUAUUAUCGGCGUAGACCAUCGCUCCUUGAUGAUCACGAGUUGGAGACUCAGCCAAAACCGUCAUCACAGCAGCCCAGACAGUAUCAGUUGGUGGUUACUCAGUGGGGAAAGGCAUAUUCACCUGUACAAGGAGAAGCUCCACAUGGGGCAGAACCACCUCAUUCAUCCUCAAUGGCUAUAGUAGGUCAGCCAGGUGCUCAUCCUGGCAUUUGUGUAGGAAUAAUUAACUCUGGUGCAGGGGGUCGCAGGAUCUUUGAUCCUACUCCUGUUACUGGGGCAUCAUCAUCGUCCUCCUCAAUGACACAUUACCCAAGAGAAACUUUGAAUCCCCCUCCUACUCCUGUUGCAGAAAACAUUGGCUGGUGCCUGGAACCUCAUUGCUGUUGUAAUUCUCAUCAUGCAACCCCCUCCACUCUUCACUCCUAUCGUCAUUACAAAACACGAAAUAGGCCACCUCCACCCACGCCAUGUUCCACUGAUGUGUGUGACUCAGAUGUAUAUUCUUCAGCUGUUAGUCCCCGAGGAGCCCAUUGUUAUACUCCGGGUUCCACAACUUAUUAUUCCUCACCACCUAUGACAGAUUAUGAUUCCGAUCCUCAUCCCCCUCCACCCACACCCCAGAUGCCGUACAUGUGUGACCUGACAUCAUGCCCUCCAUCCCCCUCCACUGAACGCUCUUAUUGCACACGUGCACCGUGCCCUCCGCCCCCAUCUCCCAUAGCCUCUGACUAAUAUUAGUCAAUUCUUUAUAGUAUUUUUUAUUGUAAAUAAAUAUGUAGAAACUUGCUUUACAGUUUAUAUAUUGUUAUAUCACAUGUUGGAUGUCCAUUGAUUUUUUGCAGUUGUUACCUUCAUUCAGUGGGUGUUAUUUGAUUUCAUGAAAACCCUCUGUUUGAUUGACUGAGUCAGGGAGCAUAAACUGUCAUUUUUUGUCAUUAAUUUGAUAAGUACAUAAGAGUACAAACACGUACAGUAUAUUUAGGUGAUUUACUGUUACUUGCCUUGAAAAUGUGAUACUCUGCAGGGCUAGUUUCAUUUCAGGUGCAAGCUGUCAUAUGACAAGCUCAGAAAAAAAAAUUUGAAGUUGUAGGGAAUUUUUUUGAGGGAUGGAAUACUUAGUCAUAUAAUUUUGGGAAAUUAGCCUAAACAGUUUACAGUUGGUCAGUAGAAAGAAUUUUGAAGCUGUAAGUUUGACCUCCCCAUAGAAUUCCUUUCUUCAGUCCUUACGGUCCUCUUGCUGAACUGUGGUCAUUCUAUGAAGUCUUGUUUGGGCCUCAGCUCCUGUUUCAUUUGGCUUCAUUGGACAGUCUUGGUCUGUGAGACAAAAGAGAACAUGGUCUGUCUUAGAGUGAGAUGCCUUGACCAAUAACAAAAGUAAAUCAAUAUGGGAUGUCCAUGGUCCAGUGACAUUUUCUGUAAACCUUUUGCUCAUGUUAUGACUUAUAAGAGCACCACAAGUGUCUUAAAUUUUUUGUAAGAGGUGUAAUGUAUGUGAAUGAAUAUGCAUUUACGUAUACCAGAUGUGUCUGCUUUCAUACGGUAUAGAUUAUCAGGUGACAAUUUACAUUGGUCAUCAUCAGUACACAUUUACGCAGAAGCACACAUUCACAUAAAUCAUGUGCAAUGAACUUUUUUUUUAUUCCCAUUAUACAUUACCACCUGAAUUCAAUCUCCUAGGAUCUCAUUAGUGUCUUUUGACAUGUGCAUCAUGUAUUAUUAACAUGUCAUAUAAAUAUUGUAAUUUUUUUUUAUUGAUUAGUUCAGAACAGUUUCAUUGCAAUUGGAUUUUAUCUUUAGGUAUUCAAGCAAAAAGGUAAGUUGAAUUAUUUGAGACAAAAUGUCACCCUAGGAAAUUGUUUUACAAAGCCCAUUAGAAUGUAUUAGUAUGUAAAUAUUACCUUUCCAAUAGCUUUUAAAGGUUUUUAUAUAUGUAAGAAAUGGGCAUUGUACCCUAGUCAAAAAGAAAUAAAAAAUUUUCAAAAUGGCCUCAGUUGUAAUUUAAGGCAAUUACAGAUAUUAAUUUACCAGUCAGUAAUGUUUUCUAUAGUUCAUAAUGGUUGGUCUAAUCCUAUUUUUGUAUAACUUUAUGCUGUUAGUUAUGUGUUUUAUAUAUUUUGCAGGGUUUAGAUGGCUUGUGCACAAUGUUUAUGUCUUGUCUGAAUGAAGAGUAUUAAUUGCAAGGUGACUGCUGAAAAAUAGGUCAAUAAAUGAAUUUUCAUUUAUUAAUUAAAUGGCCAAUGUCAUAAAUUUAUAUAGGACUCAAUGUAUAUUUUAUGCCAGAAAUAUAUCAGAAACUCAUUUUUAAUGAUAGGGCAGUUUUCAAAGCAUUCAGAAUACAUUAUAAAUAUUUCUUGUAGCCAGUCCUUUACAUAUCAGUAGAGUAUAUGUAAAUUACACUUCUGAGCUAAAUUGUUUAUUAUUUCCAUCUCCAAACUAUGGGAUGUCAGUUUGAAAUUUUAUUUCUUGAAUUUCAAUGGUUUUACUUCCCUGUAACCUUUUUGUUAUUCACUAUUUGGUAUUCCUAUGUUUGAUGACUCCUGAAAAUUUACCUCAACUUGUUUACUGUACUUAUUUUGCUGUUGUGUGAAGUUUUUCAUGUAGGUACUAUAGGGAAUUAUUAUUAUUUUUUUUUAUAGCAGUGCUUGUUCAUAUGAAAAACCUGGGUGAAAUUCUUUCUGUAGCCUGGGUUACUACGUAGUACAUAUAAAGGAAAUCAUGAAUGCUUAGAAUCACAUUUCUGAUACACUACUGCCAGUCUUGCUUCCAUUAAAUAAAAUUUUGAAUUUAUUUUAACAUUUAGGACUGUUGCAUUAAGGAAUAAGUUCAUGAAAAAGUUAAAGCAAGUUUUUCCCUUUUCAAAUAUUUGCUUGUGUGCACCUUCAAGUAAUCACUUGGUCUUAGGCCGUCAGCCUUCAAGUAACAAAACUUACCCAUGAAGAGUUUACUUGGGCCCCCAUUAUCUACCUCCAUAAAGGUUAUUUCAUGUUUUCCCUUUCUAAUCUAUCACAUUUUACAGUUUAUUGGUGUGCUAUAAUUAUUCAUUACUUAAAGCUCCAUAGAAGGUCCUUUUUGUAUUGCACAACACAUUUAAAUGAGACUUUCAAGAAUUGACUUUGAAAUACAGUGAAGGGGCAGAGAUGACAUUAUAGUUAGUUUUAAACUGCGUUGUAUGAAUAUCAAUUUGACUUUUGUAUGCAGAUGCAUAUUUAAAUACCCGUAAUUGUUUUGUAUACAUGGAUAGAGGAGGCGUUGAAUAUACACAUUAUAGCUAAUUUUAUUCAGAUAAUUUUCAGUCAUGUUAUUGUUGAAAAUAAUUUUGAAGUGAUUUUAGUCAGACCCAAUGAGUUAAUUAGUUUUUAGAAGGCUUAAUUACUGUUAUUUUUUAGUAGGGUUGUCAUUGAAUUUAUAAGGGAUACCAUUAUUUAGUACAUCAUUUCAAAAAUAGAACUUUUAAUUAUAUGUUUAUUUUUAUAUAGAUUUGAGGUAAAUUUUCAGAACAAAAGGGGAUUUAGCUCUUGGUCACAACACAGUGUUAUGUUUUAAGAUGUUAAUAAAAUGCCUCUUCCCAAAUUUAAUUGAAUCACUCGGAUUUCUUAGUAAAUGCUGCAAAUGUUCUUUACAUAAUCACUAUACUUAUUAGUUUAUAUAACCACAGGAUUUUCAAUACAAGUUCACCCAAACUUAGUCAGUUUGUAGAGUAUUAUCCUUUAUAUUGAAAACUUUUUUAUCUCUCCACACUUUAGAAUUUGAAAUAUAAAUUUUUCUUUAUACAGUAUUACCAUAUUGCAUGAGUGAAGCAAGAGAUCCUUGGGACUUUUCUUAUGUGUUGUCCUUUGUGAAGCUCUAGAAAAUCCCUCUUGUCUUUAGUAUAUGUCUGUGUGUAAGAGUGUGUGCAUGUCAACUAUUUGGUACUGGAACAUGAAACCAUGAUCGUCAAACUCAACUUUAUUGCUUUUCUCUGUACUAUACACAAUUUUAAUGUUUUUCUCUCCGUAGAUGACAUUUUUAAUGCAUAAAUUUGUCAGUAGUUCAACUCUUCAUAAUUCUUACUUUCAACAUCCAUCCAUCCAUCAUGUGUAAUUAGGGCUGUUAAGAAUAUACUUUUCAUAAUAACUUUGGAUCUCAUCAACAUUCCUGGUUGCAAAGUCCUCCUUUGAUUUAAAGUUUAUUGCUUCCAAAGACAAUUUCUAUUUUACUUCCUCUGCCGCUUUAGGCUUUUAAUGGUAAUGAAAUGAAACUUGCAAAAAAUGGGAUUUUCACAUUAUGCCAUUUAUGCAUUAGAGAAACACAUUUAUAUUACUUUGUAUUUAGUUUGCCUUGCUGUGUUUAAAGUAAUAUUUUUGGAUAUGGAUUGCUUAUGAUUUUUGUAAUCAUUGUACUUGAGCAUAUUCUUUUAUGGGCAGUGUUGUAAGAGAGUAAAUAAAAUUGAUGCUUCAGACAACAGUAGUAGUUAUAUGAAGUACAUGUCAAAAUUUCAAUUUAACUUUAAAAUUCAAAGCCUGUGAAGUUGUCAAAUUAAUCAAAGUCCAUGAAGUCAACAAAUGCAUCCUUUUUACAAAAUUAGAAGUGAAAAGGGAUAAUAACUGCUUCCGAGCUUGGACUAAGUAACAUUAAAAGUUUAUGCAGGUAUGUAUGCUAAUCCUUCUUCAUCCUCCCCUUCAUUUUUUACUAUAAUCCUUCAUGCCUUUGUGAAUAAAAAUAUGAUUGAGAGAAGUACGUACUGUAAAAUUAUUUUCAUAGGUUUCCUUUACUGUAUCAGUACUGUAUAUGUUUGGACAGUAUAUUGUUAUAUAUUUGUAGUCUCUCUCUCUCUCUCUCUCUCUCUCUCUCUCUCUCUCUCUCUCUCUCUCUCUCUCUCUCUCUCUCUCUCUUCCUGUGUGCUGCAUGGACUGUUUUUCUUUUGUGAGAUUGAAGGCUCCUUUGUCCUAAAGGUUUUUGUCUGCAUGGUAAAGAAACUAGAUAUCAUGUGGUGAGGCAAUUACUCUAACUUUUAAACAAAUUUUAUUGUGGCCCCUUUAAUGACCAAAUAAUCUUUAAGCAUUUCACUUGUGUUGUGAUUUUCUGACUAUUGUGUAGAUUUAGGUCAAUAUUUUUACCUUGCAGCUAUCAUACUCUAAUGCCACUUAAAUGAAGUUACUGGUAUUUUAUAUAUAAGGCAAGGUUGAGAUGUGAGGAUAUAUACGUUAAUACUGUACUAAAUUUGUCAUCCAUUUAGUUGGAAUGAUCUUUUCAUAACUUUGGAAGAUUGGUCAUUUUAAUGAACUGAUAGGUUUUCCAUGAGAUACCAUGAUGGGAGAUGCCUUAUUUUGUAGUCAUGCCUUAUUUUAUAGGGUCAUGGAAAAUUCUAUGCAUUUUUAUACAGUUGUAAUGUGCCAUAAUAUUUAAUUUAUGUAUGCUAUUAUUCUUUUGCAUGUUGAUUAUAGAAAUUUUAUGCAUUCACUAUUGUUAAGAGGUCUUGGCUUAAAAGUGGCAUGUGAAGUACUGUAUAUAUGUAUGUCUGGAAAGAAAAAGUGAAGUAAUAACUCAGGAAUUAACUCAACUACAAGGAUUAAGAAGUGUUGCAGACUUCAAAAUAAAGGAAAGACCUUGAGGUGAACCACAUUACUAACCCAUUCGUCUAAUUGGGUUUGACCGCAAAAUUUAAUAGCCAAGAUGGUGGUAGUUGUAUAUUGCCAUAGAAUACUAAGUCCUUUGUAAAUUACAAAAUGAAAUCUGCAGAACACAUGAGACAAUCACUUGAGGCCUUUGUUGGAUUGUGAUUUGGCAACUUAUGCAAAGAAGAAAAAUUAUUUUACCUUUGUAUCUUAUUGAUGAUAUAUCCUGACUUGCCUGCUGUGCUGUACUACUUAUCAUGUCAUUGCUCAGGCAGAGAAAUUAGUUUCGUAAAACGUUUUUGUAAAAUACACUUUUUAUCCAAAAAAGUAUUCAUGUAGAAUAGGUGAUCAUUGUAUAGGAAGUAGAAUCUUGAGUACUUGAGGUCACUGAUAUGAUGAGUAAGAGUUGCAGUGUAAAUGUGAUUCAUCUCCUCAAUAUUUUAUUGUAGUUUUUGAUUUUUGCUCUUGUUACGUGACAAAGACAAAUAGUAUGGAUUAAGCAGCUCCAAGGUUAGGUCAUCAAUUUUCAUGAGUGAGUGUGGGCAUUAAUGAUAACAUGUAUGAGAAUAAUCCAGAGCUACCUCAAUGCCUCAUAUAUGCUGUCACAGAAUUGUCUUACAUUUGUAAAGAGCUGCUUGCUUCAUGCAUCAUGUAUUUUUGUGUUACUGACCAUAGACAUCUAUGGUUAUGUAGUAUAUGAUAGGCCAAAGGAAUAAACUAUUAUCAGUAA
Messenger RNA from Macrobrachium nipponense, 10729 nucleotides. RefSeq names its product low-density lipoprotein receptor-related protein 6-like (gene arr). The record is from RefSeq and is a predicted model, not a curated record. NCBI's taxonomy places the organism in Eukaryota, Metazoa, Arthropoda, Malacostraca, Decapoda, Palaemonidae. The coding region runs from base 194 to 5137 and encodes 1647 amino acids. The transcript has 24 exons. Gene Ontology annotation, biological process: canonical Wnt signaling pathway. Gene Ontology annotation, molecular function: Wnt-protein binding; Wnt receptor activity.